Rubroshorea leprosula is the source of this 3984-nucleotide messenger RNA. NCBI's taxonomy places the organism in Eukaryota, Viridiplantae, Streptophyta, Magnoliopsida, Malvales, Dipterocarpaceae. The record is from the annotation of a GenBank genome assembly.
GCUGGCUUCAAAAUACCACAACUGGAGACUUAUGAUGGGACGAAGGAUCCCGAUGAUCAUCUGCAUGCUUUCUACUCUUGCAUGCAAGCUCAGAACGCCUCUGACGCGUUGAUGUGCAAGAUCUUCCCCUCUACUCUCCGAGGUAAUGCCCAAACUUGGUAUUACAGCUUACCUCCGAGGUCAAUUAGCUCGUAUACAGAAAUGACAUCUGCCUUUGCCACUAAGUUUUCCAGUAAAAGGUUGAUUAGGAAAACUACUUCUGAGCUGAUGAGAGUUAAACAGAGCGAUGGAGAAUCUCUCAAGAACUAUAUGAGCAGGUUCAAUGAUGCGGUAUUGGAGGUUAGUUCCUUUGAUCAAGCUGUGGGGAUUGCAGCUGUGAUCUCUGGUCUUAAGCAUGACAGGUUCAGAGACAGUUUGAUCAAACAUGCUGCCACCACCUUCAGCGAGGUGAAUGAUAGGUCUCUCAAAUUUAUAACUACUGAGGAGUACGCCCUGGCGCAAAACCCACCUCCCUCUAAGAACCAGAACCCAGAUUGGAGAGAUGACAACCCGAGCAGGAAAAGGAUGAGGGUGGCGCAGAACCGAGGUCCGAUGUUGACUUCCCCGCCGAGAUUCGGAAGGCCGAACUCAACACCCCCACAGCAAUCUGCAGGUAAAUCUCCAGCUAAUUGGACUCCCUUCAAUCUGCCGAGUCGAGACCAUACCAGAUAUUGUGAUUUCCACCAGGAUCACGGCCAUACUACAGAGCAGUGUAACAGCUUAAAGUCCGAAUUAGAAAGUUUAGCUCAGAAGGGAAUGCUGAAUGAGUAUGUUCAGAGAGCUGAACAACCGAGGUUUGUCAGAGAGCAGAGGCUGCAGCCUCAAGGAGUCCGCAAUCCCCCAAAUAGACAAGGUGUGGGAUAUCAGCAAGCCCCACCUCCGCUCCCACCACUGGCUAGAAUCAUACAUAUGAUUACGGGAGGCCUUGAAGCAGGUGGACUGAGCUCUAAACAGCGAAAGCUGUAUGUCAGAGAAGUUAAGCAUCAAAACCGAGCUCAGAAGCGGAAGAUUGACGAUGCUGAGUGGAAAAAUCAGCCCAUUACUUUUACAUCUGCUGACCUCGACACAGUUGUUACACCCCACAAUGAUCCUCUGGUCACUUCUGUCAUGAUCAACAACUGUGAAGUACAGCGUGUCCUUGUUGACACCGGGAGUACACCAGACAUCAUGUACUUCCACUGUUUCGAGAGUCUGGGGCUAGAUCCAGCAUUGUUGCAGAAGUAUGAUGGUCCUAUCUAUGGUUUCAACAACCAACCUGUUCCGGUAGAAGGAGUUCUUACCCUCCAUGUGGCUUUUGGGAGUGGUCGGACCUAUGUAGCCCCUUCAGUCCGGUUCCUCGUCGUCAAGAUGGCCUUUUCUUUCAACAUUGUUAUUGACCGACCUACAUUGACCGAAAUCCGAGCUGUGGUUUCCCAAUCUCACCUCUGCAUGAAAUUCCCCACUCCUAUGGGAAUAACAACACUGCGAGGAAAUCAGGAGGUGGCCAGACACUGUUAUAUCACCUCGGUAACACAACCAACCAAGGGCAAAGAUAAGACACCCGAGGUCAUUCCCCAACGAGUUCCUAAUAAUCAACAGGUUAUGGGUGUAAAGAUCGUUGAUAAUCGACCGGAAGACGAAACCAGAGCUGCUCCGGUCGAAGAUGUUGAAGACGUGCUCGUUGAUGACAGAGAUCCGAGCCGAAAGACGCAGAUCGGAACUAAAUUGAACCCAGAGGAGAGAGCAGAACUGAUAGCUUUUCUCCGAGCUAACAAUGAUGUAUUUGCAUGGACUUCGGCAGAUAUGCCAGGAAUUCCAACUUCAGUAUGUCAACAUAAACUCAGUACCAACCCAUUGAAGAAACCAGUGGCCCAGAAGCGGCGUCUCUUCGGGCGGGGGGGGGAGAGGCUUCAGGCUAUUAAAGAAGAGGUAGAGAAACUCCUACAAGCCGGCUUUGUCAGGAAAGUUGAUUACUGCGAAUGGGUGGCUAACCCAGUUCUGUUUGAGAUCACGUUUCAGCAGAGGUCGGCCAUCCGAGCUCAAGCAUUAGCAGAUUUUAUUGUUGAAUGCACCCCAUGUCCCUCAACCUCUACUCCAAAACCCAACGAAUGGACCUUAUAUGUUGAUGGAGCAUCUAGUAGCAAGGGUUCAGGGGAUGGUGCUCUCUUGAUUGGUCCAGACGGUUAUCGAAGUGAACAUGCUUUGAAGUUCAACUUUGAUGCGACAAAUAAUAUGGCUGAGUAUGAAGCUCUGCUACUCGGCCUACAACUAGCGUUAGAGUUGAAAAUCAGUGCAAUUCAAGUGUACAGUGACUCCCAGCUGGUGGUGAACCAAAUCAACUCUAUUUGCGAAGUGGUUGAUCCUGUGAUGAUGAAGUAUGUAGCCUUGGUGGCCGAGCUGAAGUGCAAAUUCCAGAAAUUCUGUCUGAGUAAAAUCCCCCGAGCUGAGAACGAACAGGCAGAUUCACUCUCCAAGUUUGCCUCUGAUAGCUCUUUAAGUUCCAGAUCUGUUUUUGUAGAAGUCUUAGACGAACCAAGCUUCACGAAGCCUCGGGUGAUGGAGAUUAGCACAAACCCCGACAUGCCGAGCUGGAUUGAUUCGAUUGUCUCCUUUUUACAAGAUGGGAUCGUACCUGAGGACAGGCAGGAGGCAAUGAAAUUGAGGAAGAAAGCAUCUCGAUAUACACUCGUUGAUGGGGUCCUAUAUAAGAGAUCUUUCUCACUCCCUCUUCUACGGUGUUUAAGCCCUUAUGAAGCUGAAUAUGCACUUCGAGAGGUACAUGAAGGUAUCUGUGGGAGCCAUGUCGGUGCCAGGACUCUGGCUCACAAGGUCUUAAGGCAAGGAUAUUACUGGCCAAACAUAUACAAAGAUGCCACUUACUUUGUUCAGAAAUGCCCGAAAUGCCAAUUCUUCGCACAUCUGACUCACCAACCAGCAGAAGAACUCACAAACAUGGUAGCACCGUGGCCAUUUGCUCAGUGGGGACUGGAUCUUUUAGGCCCAUUCGUGAAAAGGGUUGGUGGUGUAACCCAUAUGGUUGUUGGUGUGGAUUAUUUUACAAAGUGGGUUGAAGCUCGGCCUUUAUCUAGUCUUACCUCUAAGAAGGUCAAAGAUUUUGUUUUCAGCUCGAUCAUCUGCAGAUAUGGGAUCCCAAAUCAGAUUGUGGCUGAUAAUGGAACUCAAUUCAAUUGCUCCUCAUUCCGCGAUUUCUGUUCCAGUUAUGGGAUCAAGUUACAGUUCACCUCUGUUUAUCAUCCGGAGUCCAAUGGCAUGGUUGAAUCUGUUAACAAAUGCAUUCUGGAAGGUAUAAGGCCGAGAUUGGAACAUCAUAAGGCCAAAUGGGCAGACGAGCUCAACAACGUGCUCUGGGCAUACAGAACCACGAGCCGAACUACCACAGGUGAAACACCCUACCACUUGGCCUUUGGUACCGAAGCAGUCAUUCCUGUUGAGAUAGGAGUCCCAAGCUUCCGGGUCACCCAUUUCGAUGAAGCACGAAAUGGACAACUGCUUCGGGAAAACCUUGAUCUGCUUGCUGAAGUCGGAGAAGAAGCUCGGCUUCGAACUCUUGUAUACAAGCAGAAACUAGCCAACUUCUACAAUAAACGGGUCCGCCCUCGAACUUUCAAAGUAGGAGACCUUGUUCUCAGAAAAGCUGGCCUAACGGGGUUUGAAACUCGUUUUGGCAAACUCGCCCCGAACUGGGAAGGCCCUUAUGCCGUGGCCGAGGUGCCACAUCCUGGUGCCUAUGUCCUCCAAGACGUUGAAGGAAAAAGAGUUCCUAGAGUCUGGAAUAUCAAUAACUUGAAGAAAUUUUACCCCUAAUGAAAGUCUUCUAAGCAAUCUAUGUCUUACUGUUCUUUACGCUUUUCACUUCGCGUUUAUUGAAAAUCAUUUUACCUCUUAUUCUAUGUAUCUGAGGUCAAUCAGUUCAUUCCCUUCUGUUAAUAAAUGUCACUUCACAUU